This is a messenger RNA of Cyclocybe aegerita, 1461 nucleotides long. The record is from the annotation of a GenBank genome assembly. NCBI's taxonomy places the organism in Eukaryota, Fungi, Basidiomycota, Agaricomycetes, Agaricales, Hemipholiotaceae.
AUGGCGCAUCGUUACGCUCCCGUUCCAAAUUCCGGCCCAGACCGCCGGGCAGCACAACAUGACAGGGAGGUCGAAAUGCAGGCAGCCUUCGACUACUCAGACGAUGAAGACGACGAGCACAACGCCUCCGAAUCCCAACCCUUGAACCCUACCCCCACAUCAGCUGCCGUUCCUAUACAAGCCUCACCCCCCCGUGCACCAGGACUGUACAAUUUCGAGACGGUAGAUUACGAUUACCCACCACCCGGUUCACCCCCGCCACCCUCAGCAACGGCGCUCCCAAACGAUAUUGGUAACUCAAAUGGACUCGUACCGAGCUUCAGCCCUUCGCAGAAUCUCGGACCCCGUCGCAUGUGGUUCCAACGAGCUGCUGCUGCGGUUCUACCAGCAUCUGUGUUAACGAAGGUCGGCCUGGCACCGAGGCGACCAUCAGGUCCUGUCGGAGGUGGCACCAACAACGAUGGAGUGUUUGCUAAUGUGACGGCGAAGCCGACACCCCCAGUGCGAGUGCAAGAUGGUGAUGAUACGUACCUGGUCCCUGAGGACACCCGGCAAGAAGCUCCUCCCUCGUACGCAUCUGCACAAGCAGACGCUGUCCCUCCGUACUGGGAGACCACAGUUCAUGCUCCUUUCUCCCCAGACUCGAUGGGCGAAAUGGUCAUCGACUCCUUGCCGACCGGAUCCCUAUUUUCCUUCUGCUGGAAUCUCCUUGUCUCGGUGUCUUUCCAAUUUGUCGGCUUCCUCCUCACAUACCUGCUGCAUACUAGCCAUGCUGCUCGACUCGGCUCGAGGGCGGGUCUUGGUAUUACGCUGAUUCAAUACGGUUUUGCACUCCGGAGUCGCCUUGAUUCUAGUGAUGACAACGACACGAGCGUGGGCUGGGGCGAACUCACUGAUCCUAAUGCACCCACAGUAGAGGGUCAUCAUGGGCAUCAUCAUGGACUGAUGUCAAAUGUUUCAUGGGCGACACCGAUUUCAAAUAUGACCGAAGAGCAGACGAAUGUCCUUGUUGCGGAUGCGACGACGGAGUGGCUAUCCUUUUUCUUGAUGACAGUUGGAUGGUUCGUGCUAUUAACAUCUCUCCUCGGUUUCUGGCGUGUGAAACGGUGGGAACGUGGUAUCCUUGCCUCCCAACGCGACUCCAGCGCGCCUACACCCGCACCUCGACCCAACCCCAACAUCUUCUCGCAAAUCGAGUCCACCUUCGGGUUGCACGGCACGUCCCGCGCUGAUCUCUUCCGACAAGGGUUCGGGUUUGGACCGCGACACAACGCCGACGACGAAGUCCUGCGCUCUCAUGCUCUCGCAGAACGGGGCGAGUCCGGUCAGGAUGCAGCAGCAGAGAUAGAACCCAUGAUCCCUGGCGAUCCGAAUGAUCCUGAACGGGCCCGACUGAUUGCAGCAGUGAUCGCCAAUGAACAGCGCUUGCAGCGGGAUCUACGAGAUGCGGGGCUGCUUUGA